Messenger RNA from Eucalyptus grandis, 1305 nucleotides. RefSeq names its product endo-1,3;1,4-beta-D-glucanase. The transcript is spliced from 8 exons. The record is from RefSeq and is a predicted model, not a curated record. Lineage: Eukaryota; Viridiplantae; Streptophyta; Magnoliopsida; Myrtales; Myrtaceae. Gene Ontology annotation, molecular function: hydrolase activity. Bases 259 to 978 code for a protein of 239 amino acids.
GAGAAGGACGCCCAAAAACCGACGGCGAUCCUAAGGUUGCCCCCGACACGUUGUCGUUCACAUAGUGGUCUUCAGUCGUCGGAGAGAAUCUUUGAGGAUACUGCCAAAACCUUUUGUCACUUCUUGACAAUCCUUGAUUGCAAACGCCUUCGAGUCGAGCGAAGUCAACACCGCAACUUUCUCUUCCGACCUGGAACAAAUUUCAUUGUCCGAGUGACUGCGUCCCGCAUUUGCCGGGUUUCUGGGGAAGAGAGGAAGAUGUCGAGUUCUCAGUGUUUUGAGAACCCACCGGACCUGAGCUCGACUUGCGGAGUGGGGCGUGUUGAAGAGCUUGCAGGGCUCAAGACUUACGUCACUGGCCCUUCCGAUUCCAAGCGUGCUGUUAUUCUCAUCGCCGACGUUUUUGGGUAUGAGGCUCCUAAGCUGAGAAAACUUGCAGAUAAGGUCGCAUCAGCUGGAUUCUUGGUGGUUGUACCUGAUUUCUUGUAUGGAGAUCCCAUUGAUCUCAGUAAUCCUAAUUUUGAUAGAGGAGCUUGGAAGAAAAUUCAUAGCACGGAUAAAGGGUAUGAAGAUGUGAAGCCAGUGAUUUCUGCACUUAGGAGUAAAGGCAUGUCCGCCAUUGGGGCUGCAGGAUUUUGUUGGGGAGGAAAGGUACUAGUGAAAUUAGCAGGCAUUGAAGACAUUCAAGCAGCAGUUAUUCUGCACCCUGGUCAUAUGACUGAAGAUGAAAUCCAAGCUGUCAAGAUUCCAACUGCCAUAUUGGGAGCCGAGAUUGACCAUGCUUCCCCGCCUGAAGAACUGAAAAAGUUUGGGGAGAUCAUGUCAGCUAAAACUGAAUUUGAGAGUUACGUGAAAAUAUUCCCUAGUGUUAGUCAUGGAUGGAGUGUGAGGUAUGACGACAACAACGAUUUUGCUGUCAAGAGUGCUGAAGAGGCCCAAAAGGACAUGUUGAAUUGGUUUUUGAAGCAUGUCAAGUGAAGAGAAGGAAUUUUCGAAGAAUAUAGUGAGGGAUGCAGUAGACGACUGCAUUGUGUGAGAGAUGAACAAGUUGAGGACUGGUCAUCUGUUUAGGACUAGUGAUCUACUGUAAUAUUCGGCGAGGAAACAGCAUACUGUACUGUCGUUCCGUAGACAAUAAGAUAAGCGGUUUCGUCCCUCAAACUUUGAAGAUUGAAAAUAAAAUAUGUCGCGUCGAGUUGUAUCAUGCCGAUUUGGAUGCAUUUCUGGUCCAAAUUGACUGGAGGUGUUCGCUGUCAACUAGACGAGGACCACAAGGGGAAUAUAGAAUAGCAUAUUCUUUCUUCA